Molecule: messenger RNA, 1469 nt
Organism: Procambarus clarkii (red swamp crayfish)
Lineage: Eukaryota; Metazoa; Arthropoda; Malacostraca; Decapoda; Cambaridae
Gene: MED10
Product: mediator complex subunit 10
Biological process (GO): positive regulation of transcription by RNA polymerase II
Cellular component (GO): mediator complex
Molecular function (GO): transcription coregulator activity
Source: RefSeq, a predicted model, not a curated record
UAGGAAGGUUGGGGUCGGGGCGGUCGGGAGGAAUAGUAGUCCCUCAGCACCGCCAGACGCAGCACCGCCGGACGCAGCAGCAGCAGCAUCUCCAGCAUGUCGUCGUCUCUGGAACAGCUGGAAAACCAACUGGAAACCUUCAUCGAGAAUGUGCGCCAGAUUGGCAUAUUGGUUAGCGAUUUCCAGCCGCAGGGACAACAAGUUCUCAACCAGAAGUUGCAGAAUAUGAUAACAAACAUGCAAGAUAUUGACAAAUUACGAUCUGCUGUCCAGGAUGUACAUGUUCCUCUAGAAGUUUUUGAGUACAUAGAUGGAGGAAGGAACCCACAGUUAUACACUAAAGAUUGUAUGGAGAAGGCUCUUACAAAGAAUGAACAGGUUAAUGGGAGGAUUGAUUCAUAUAAGCGAUUCAAAGCAAUGUUAUUGGUCGAGCUGUCUCAUGUGUUUCCAAACGAAAUGACACGGUAUCGUGCAGUCAGAGAAGAGCUGAGUUGAAGACAAUUUUAAAAUCCCUUUGGUAAUCAUUUACCUGGGUAUUUCUUGGAGAUGGUGCCUGAGAAUGAUUUGAUAGUCUCUUGGAAUGAUUCCUGCAAUGGUUGAGACUGGGAAGAGCUCCUGAAAAUGACUUGGGACUGUGUCCAGGAGUUGCAUGGUAUGUUUUGUAGUUAAAUUACAUAAAGUAUUUCUUGGGGAUCAGGAAGGGACAUUGAAGUGUGUUCCAGAAUCAUUUCUGAUCUCCAAUUUCAGUUUAUGAAAUCCCUUAAGAAAAUUUGACUGUGUACAAAUUUCUCUGUUAUUAGUGAUAUAUUUUUUGCAAGCAUUAUUGUGCAAUUUCACUCUUAACACUUAUUUUUGUAUUUCAUUUGUGGCAAAUAAGGUUUAACAUUGAAUAUUUAUUAUUUUUCUCAUACUUUUAUUGUAUAGAUUUGAUUGUUAUGUUGAAGAGCAUGUAGCAAUAAGUAGCAUUGUUCUGUCCAGGAACUUGAAACAAUAUGUACUGCUAUUUUCAGAUUAAGAAAUGUCUGAUAUUCAAGGCAUUUCAGUCUUCAUUGUCUUAAUGAAUGAUUGAUAGAUAUGCACAGUGUUUGGUGUAAUAUUAUUUGCAAGGGUAUACAAUUUUUCUGUCUUAUUCAUGGGUGUAAGUAAGGUGGCUUGCUCGAUAUGUACAUGGUGCACAAAUCCUUGUUCAUAGGAGUCGACAUUGUUCAUGAAGCUAUUGUAUAUAUUUGUGUACGUGUGUAAUAAUACUUCCUAUACCACCUUAAUUUGUUUCAUAAAUACAAAAUAUCUAAUCUUAAUUUUUGCUGGAAAUUAAUGUAUAUCUUUGCAAAUGGGAAAGAGUAGUCAUGUAAACACCAAAGGAGAAUGCAUGUAUAUUUCUUAUUCCUCUAUUAUGUGAAAGCACUGCCUCUUGGAGGUAGUUUAUAAACAAAAAUGUUUUUAUUAUUCAGUAAAGAGCAGAUAAUUUU